This is a messenger RNA of Juglans microcarpa x Juglans regia, 2894 nucleotides long. Its product is annotated as probable receptor-like protein kinase At2g23200. NCBI's taxonomy places the organism in Eukaryota, Viridiplantae, Streptophyta, Magnoliopsida, Fagales, Juglandaceae. Gene Ontology annotation, molecular function: transmembrane receptor protein tyrosine kinase activity; ATP binding. The coding region runs from base 145 to 2685 and encodes 846 amino acids. Gene Ontology annotation, cellular component: plasmodesma; plasma membrane. The transcript has 2 exons. The record is from RefSeq and is a predicted model, not a curated record. Gene Ontology annotation, biological process: protein autophosphorylation.
AAAAUGGUCCAUAUUUCAACUGCAAAGUCCUCCAUAAAGGCCAAAUUCUGAACCUCUCCUUCAAGCUUGUUCAACCUCAAGGUCCAGAAUUCUCAGAUAAGCUUUGCUCCGAGUGAAAGCAAGCAACUUUUUUCCACAGUUUCCAUGGAAAAGCUUAGGUUCCACCAAGUCCAUACGCCUCUGUUUGCCCUUCUUUUUUAUCUCCUCCAUUUCUCAUCCCUCCAGUUUCUGUCCAUGGCAGAUUACUCUCUCCCAGAUAAGUAUUUCAUCAAUUGCGGCUCUGCUAACAACGUCUACGCCGGCCAACGGAAUUUCGUCGGGGAUUUGAAUUCCAGUGACUCGACUUCCAAUUCCAUUUCCUUUACGGAUCAGAACAGAGUCGCGAUUGACAGCUACCAGUCUUCAACUACAUCAUCCCUGUAUCAGACAGCAAGAGUUUUUAUGCAGAACUCUUCGUAUGAGUUCGAUAUCGACACUAAUGGUACUUAUUUUGUUCGCCUCCAUUUCUUUGCUUUCUCCUCCCCAAGUACUCCAACUGAUCUCUCCACAGCGCUUUUUGACGUCUGGACUUCCGGGUUCUCACUGUUGCUUAAUUUCACUGCCAAAACCAGUAGCGACUCUCCUAUAAUAAAGGAAUUCUUACUUAGCACACUCAAUCCUGGCAAAUUUAAAGUGUAUUUUGUUCCUCGGGGAUCAUCGUUUGCAUUUAUAAAUGCCAUGGAAGUCUUCCUUGCCCCUGACGAUCUGAUCAAUGAUACAGCCCGACAUGUUACUGCUGCAGGAAGCACCAAUGAUUACAAGGGUGUUCUGUCUAAGGCUUUACACACCAUUUACAGGAUAAAUGUUGGAGGCCCUAAUGUCACACCGGAAAGCGACACGCUAUUGAGAAACUGGGUUCCGGACAGCGACUACAUCUAUAAUCCAGACAAGGCAAAGGUUGUAACCCAAUCCAGUAGCCCUAAUUACAAACCCGAUUUUGCCAGUCGGUAUACUGCCCCUGAUCCUGUCUACCAGACUGCGCAAACGAUGGAUAUCAAUUCUACCAGGCAAGCUGAUUUUUUCAACAUAACCUGGGGUUUUAAUGUGCGUAGGAAUGCUAGACACCUCGUUCGUGUUCACUUCUGUGACAUUGUUGGGACAUCAGCUAAUGUUCUAAGAUUCAAUCUUUAUAUUUAUGGUAGGUUCAAUAAGAUAAUCGAUUCCUACGAGUAUGUUGGCCUGUUAAAUAUUCCAUUCUAUGACAAAUUUGUGGUUGAUUCUGAUGAUUCGGGAACUAUGAAUAUAAGUAUAGGCCCUAGGGAUGAUUCUCCUGAAAUAAAUGCCUAUCUAAAUGGGCUAGAAAUAAUGGAGAUACUGGAGACGUCGGGUUCAGUUCCUGCAGUGAGUGAGCGGAAGAACAAACAUACUUUUCUUGUAGUUGUUUCGGUGCUUGGAGGGUUGGUUCUAAUCUGCAUUUUGGCAGUUGGAUUCUUUUUGGUUUUCAAAUGCAGGAAGGAAAAGCCAGUGGAAAACUCGGACUGGUCACCAAUACCUGUAUUUGGAGUUGGGAGUACGCAUAGCAGGGCGACUGAGGGAACCACAAAUGGCUCCCUUCUGCCUAAUUUUAAUCUCGCAUUGAAGGUACCUCUUGCUGAAAUCCUAUAUGCGACAAACAACUUCGACACGAGGUUGCUGAUUGGUAAGGGUGGCUUUGGGAAUGUCUAUAGGGGAACUCUCAGACAUGGCCAAAAAAUUGCUGUGAAACGGAGUGAGCCAGGGUCAAACCAAGGCUUCCCAGAAUUCCAAACGGAAAUCAUGGUUCUUUCCAAAAUUCGCCACCGCCAUCUUGUUUCCUUGAUUGGGUAUUGUGAGGAGAGAUCUGAGAUGAUACUUGUCUAUGAGUUCAUGGAAAAGGGGACUUUAAAGGAUCAUAUAUAUGCUUCAGAUUUGCCUCGUUUGUCUUGGAAGCAAAGGCUUGAGAUAUGCAUUGGUGCAGCAAGGGGUCUUCAAUACCUCCACAAAGGUUCAGCUGGGGGAAUAAUACACCGUGAUGUCAAGUCCACUAAUAUCUUGCUUGAUGAACAUUAUGUUGCUAAAGUUGCGGACUUUGGCCUCUCGAAAACAGGUCCUCUUGAUGAGACCCAUGUCAGUACAAUUGUCAAAGGCACGUUCGGUUAUCUCGAUCCUGAGUAUAUUAGGUCCCAACAGUUGACGGAAAAAUCUGAUGUGUAUGCAUUUGGAGUGGUUCUUCUCGAGGUGCUAUGUGCACGGCCAGCAAUUAAUGCCAUGCUUUCCGGGAAGCAAGUGAAUUUGGCUGAAUGGGCAAUGCUCUGCAAGAAGGAAGGGACGCUUGAAGAGAUUGUUGAUCCUUCCCUCAAGGGUCAGAUUGAUCCAAACUCCCAAAGAAGAUUUAUUGAGACGGCAGAGAAAUGUUUACAAGAAUUAGGCGCUGAUCGCCCCACCAUGGAUGAUGUGGUCUGGGACUUGGAAUAUGCAUUACAGCUUCAGCAAACUGCAAUGCGGAGAGAACCACAUGAGGACAGUGCAGUCGAUGGUUUAGCAGGAUUGGCAUUGCCCAAUGUACAGCGGUUGCCUUCAUUUAGCAUUACGAUGGAUGAAAGCGAUAUGCCUGUAAUGAUGGAUGAUGGCUCCUACGUUAAAGCAUGUGAUGUUUAUUCCCAGAUGAAAAUCGAUGACGCCAGAUAAUGAAACUUGGUCUUUCUGGUCAGUGCCUCUGAUUCGAACAUGUUUUAGGAGAUCCUAGUUGAUUUCCUCAAUAUUGCGGAUAGCUUUUUGCUUGACUUUGGAUGAUGGACAGUAAUGUUCCUUUUGAAGUGUUGGCACUUUCACUCUCUCCUUUUGUAUUUUAUUUUCUCUUAAAAAUAAUUGUAAAGAUGUGUUAUAUUUCUUGGUAA